This is a messenger RNA of Metarhizium album ARSEF 1941, 540 nucleotides long. RefSeq names its product methyltransferase. Lineage: Eukaryota; Fungi; Ascomycota; Sordariomycetes; Hypocreales; Clavicipitaceae. The coding region runs from base 1 to 540 and encodes 179 amino acids. The transcript is spliced from 2 exons. Gene Ontology annotation, cellular component: eRF1 methyltransferase complex. The record is from RefSeq and is a predicted model, not a curated record. Gene Ontology annotation, molecular function: S-adenosylmethionine-dependent methyltransferase activity; protein methyltransferase activity.
AUGCUCCCAACCCCAGACACGCGGCACGUGCCCUACUCGCGCGUCUACGAACCCGCCGAAGACUCGUUCCUCCUCCUGGACACGCUCUCGUCGCCCUCGGAGACGGCCUUCCUCCAGUCCGCCUUCCCCCCGACGUCUCCGGCGCCGCUGGUCCUCGAGGUCGGCACGGGCUCCGGCGUCGUCGUCGCCUUCGUCAACGCCCACGCGCGCGCGCUCUUCGGCCACCGCCGCCUGCUCACCUGCGGCGUCGACGUCAACGCCUUUGCGUGCCGGGCCACGGUGCGGACCGUCGCCAAGGCGGCCGCCGCCAACGCCGGCGCCGGGGACCGAGACGCCCGCGGCCGGGGAGGCCGGGGAGGCCGCCCGCCCGGGCUGGGACGAGGAGAGCUACCUGCUGAGCCUGGCAACCGGCCCGAGGACGUGGCGGGCAGGGUUGCCGCGCUCGGCGGCGGCUGGAGGGCCGACGUUGUCGGGGGCAGCGGCAAGACGGCGGGCUGGGAGAAGCUGUGUGUCUUGAGGAUAUGGAGGGGUGCGGUUUGA